UGCUGCUUAAUAUGUAUGAGACUGGCAGGCAAGUCACACCCCUCAGUGUGUGGAGCGGCGGGGCUGCCUAUCUCCAGCAAUUAACGACGGAGCGCUAGAUGAUCCUCAUCUACUCCAUGAUGGCGCACUCAGGAGCCGGGGCUGCUUAGUAGUGGCCCCGUGGAAUGCUCGGGAUUCAUCUGUAGAAGCCAAUGCUCGCGCCGGAAGGUUCCGCGUCAAAGUCCAUGGAGCAGCAGGCGGCGGCGGCAGAUGGGAUCGUACCGCUGGGGGAGAAGAAGCGGCCGGGGAUGGAGGGAGGCGCGGCACUUGUGCUGCCCCCGGCUGCGAACUGCCAGAGCGCCAACUCCGUGCUGCUGCUGAGGAGGAGACGGCGGCUGAAGAGGAAUCUGUCAGCGAACCCGCUGGGCACGGCCGCCGCCCCCGGCUCUGCCUCCACCCUGGGGCCCGGCACCCGCAGUCUGGACAGGAAGACCCUGCUGAAGUACCGGCAGUGGGUGCAGCUGCAGCCGCAGGAGAGGGAAUGGGUGCGCGGGGAGCUGCGGAGGGGCUGCCUGCAGAUCUACGAGCGCCACUCGUCCCCCGGCCUCAGGCCGCUGCUCUGCACCCUGGACACCACUGCCGGCGAGGUGGCCGCGCGGCUGCUCCGGCCGGGAGGCGGCUCAUCCGGGGUGCUCCGGGUGCUGGGCCAGGCCCCUGAGGCGGGCACCAGCGACGAGCGGGCUCAAGUGUUCUCGGGCUCUGGGACCUGGGUGGGCACACCUCACAAGCUGAGCCGCCCGGGCACGGACUGCUGGGACACCGAGGAGGCGAAUGGGCUGCACCCGGAGAGCCCUGCUGUGUGCCAGGGACUGGAGCUCUUUCACUGCGGGGCCGCGUCUUCCUCCUCCUCCUCCUCUGUGGAAGAGCUGAGCGCGGAGCCGCCGCCUGCCGUCACCGUCCCUGCCCGGAGCCAUGGCCAGCCGCAGGGCGCCCUGUACGUGCAGCUCCACGGGGAGAGCAGCCGCCGGCUGGAGCCGCACGAGAAGCCGCUGCUGGUGCAGAACGAUUACCUCUUCCAGCUGGGCUUCCGAGACUUGUGCCGGGUGCAGGAGGAGGGCAUGGAGCCCGAGAUCGGCUGCCUCAUCCGCUUCUACGCAGGAGAGCCUAAUGGAACCAGCAUGUCUGAUAGGACUCAACUUUCUGGAACAUACAACGUACGGAAAGGAAAGAUGCAGUUACCUGUAAACCGAUGGACAAGACGGCAAGUUAUCCUUUGUGGAACCUGUCUAAUUGUGUCGUCGGUCAAGGAAAGCCAGGCUGGAAAGAUGCACGUUCUACCUCUGAUAGGCGGAAAGGUUGAAGAAGUUAAGAAACACCAGCACUGUUUGGCAUUCAGUUCAUCUGGUCCUCAGAGUCAGACGUACUAUGUUUGUUUUGAUACAUUCACAGACUACUUGAGGUGGCUUCGGCAAGGGUCCAAGAUUGCAUCUCAGCGUAUCAGCUCUGUAGACCUGUCGUGUUGCAACUUGGAGCACCUCCCUGAGAAUCUUUUCUACAGUCAAGAUCUUACACAUCUCAACCUGAAGCAGAAUGCGCUCAGACUUAAUCCUGACCCUGCCAUUGAAGGAACACUUGAUGACCUUCACAGGUUUUCAAAGUUAAAGAGCCUCAAUCUUUCCAACAAUAAUUUAGGUGACUUUCCCCUGGCUGUUUGUGACAUCCCCACUCUGAUGGAACUAAACCUUUCCUGCAAUGGUCUUCGGGCCAUACCUCCAGCAGUGAGAGAGAUGAAAAACCUGCAAACCUUUCUUCUGGAUGGUAACUACCUCCAAACGCUGCCUACUGAACUGGGAAACUUGAGUCAGCUCAGCUACUUGGGUCUCUCCUUCAACGAGUUCACAGAAAUCCCUGAGGUGCUGGAGAAGAUGGCUGCCAUGGAUAAACUGUGCAUGCCAGGAAAUUCUCUGCGUGUGUUAAAUUUGAAGUCUCUCAGAAGAAUGCCUCAGGUCAAACAUGUGGAUCUGAGGUUGAAUAAGAUCAAACACUUGUCGAUAGAUGAAAUCGACUUUGUGCCUCAUGUGACACAGCUGGAUAUUCGCGAUAACAAGAUGACAGAUCUUGAUGUGACUUCUCUAAGCAACCUAGAAGUGCUGCACUGUGAGAGAAACCAUUUGACCUCCCUUAAAAUGAGUGGUUAUUAUCUGAAGGCUCUGUACACAUCAUCUAAUGCACUUGCACAUCUAGAUGUUUAUCCGGACCCUUGUAACCUAUCAUUCAUGGAUGUUUCCAGGAAUUGCCUGGAUUGCCUACCUGAUUGGGUUUGUGAGAGCAAAAACCUUGAGGUCCUGGAUGUCGGUCACAAUCACCUGACUGCGCUUCCUGCCCGGUUAUUCUGUGCUAAAGGUCUGCGGAAGUUGCUUGCCGGGUAUAAUAGACUGAAUCGUCUUCCUGAGUGUAUUGAACGCACCCAACUUGAGGUACUGGACGUGCAGCAUAAUCUGCUCCUUGAGCUCCCAGUCAACUUACUGUUGAAGUCAGACAGUUUGAGAUGCCUGAAUGCUUCGGCCAACAAUCUUGAAGUGCUUCCUGCUGCUUGUCUUUCUGAGGAAUCCCAGAGCUCACUGCAAGAGUUAUAUGUGACCAAUAAUAACCUUACUGAUAAAUGUGUGCCUCUGUUAACGGGACAUCCCCACCUGAAGAUCCUGCACAUGGCCUUCAAUCAUCUACAGACCUUUCCAGCAAGUAAAAUGGCCAAACUGGAAGAGCUGGAAGAGAUAGAUAUCAGUGGGAAUAAGCUGAAAGCCAUUCCAACCACUAUCAUGAACUGCAGACGUAUGCAUACAGUCAUUGCCCACUCCAAUUGCUUGGAAGUCUUCCCUGAAGUUAUGCAACUCUCUGAGAUCAAGUGCGUGGACUUGAGUUGUAAUGAACUGACUGAAAUUACUUUACCUGAGAACCUCCCUCCCAAAUUGCAUGAACUGGACCUGACUGGCAACGCACGGCUGCUGCUGGACCACAAAACCCUGGAGCUGCUCAACAGUAACAUUCGAUGUUUUAAAGUGGACCAGCCGUCUUGUGGAUUCUCUGCCAGUGAAGCCUCUGGAGCGCCUGCUGUAUGGAGUCAUGGAUACACAGAAGCUUCCGGAACCAAGAAUAAGCUGUGUGUAGCUUCCCUCUUGGUCAACAACUUCUGUGACAACCGAGAAGCAGUAUAUGGGGUUUUUGAUGGAGAACGCAAUGUGGAAGUACCCAGUUUGCUUCAGUGCACCAUGUGCGAUAUCUUAGCUGAUGAACUGCAAAAAACCAAGAGCGAGGAGGAGUACAUGGGGAACACCUUCCUCGUAAUGCAGAGGAAGCUGGGUACUGCUGGCCAGAAGCUUGGAGGCUCUGCUGUUCUAUGCCACAUAAAGCAUGAUCCCAUGGACCCAGGGGGUUGUUUUACACUGACCUCUGCCAAUGUGGGCAAAUGCCAAACUGUGCUUUGCAGAAACGGGGAGCCACUCAACCUUUCCAAGGUGUACACUGCUAGCUGCGAUGAAGAACUGAUGCGCUUGAAGCAGCAUAAGGCAAUUAUCACAGAGGAUGGUAAAGUUAAUGGAGUGACUGACUGCACACGCAUCUUGGGGUAUACUUUCCUCCAUCCUAGUGCUACUCCACGACCCCAUGUACAAUCUGUUGCCCUCACACCUCAAGAUGAGUUCUUCAUACUUGGAAGCAAAGGUUUAUGGGAUAGCAUUUCAGAGGAAGAGGCUGUUGAGACCAUACGGAAUGUGCCAGAUGCUUUGGCAGCUUCUAAGAAGUUGUGCAGUCUAGCUCAAAGUUAUGGAUGCAGUGGGAGCUUGUGUGCAGUAGUUGUACAGCUGAAUGUCACCGAAGAUUGCUUCUGCUGUUGUGAACUCAAUGGUGGCAUUCCUCCCCCUAGUCCUGGCAUCUUUACACCUUCUGUCAAUGUUGUUAUUAAGGACAGAGCUCCAGAAAGUUUAGGCAUGCCAUCUUCUAGCAGUGGCCUAGCCUCAGAAAUAAGCAGUGAAAUCUCAACCUCAGAGAUGAGCAGUGAAGUGGGGUCUACAGCCUCUGAUGAACCUCCUGCAGUUUCUCUUCAUGAGAAUGGAGUUGGCACUGGAGGUUGCCCCAGUGAGCAGCGAUGUACACUACAUCCUGUUUGCCUUUCUAGUUCCUUCCAACGUCAGCUGUCUAGUGCCACUUUCUCCAGUGCCUUCUCCGACAAUGGUCUUGACAGUGAAGAUGAGGAACCCAUUGAAGGUGUCUUCUCUAAUGGCAGUAGAGUUGAGGUGGAAGUAGAUAUUCACUGCUCCCGUUCCAAGAAUGGUGGAUUACCUGCACCUAUACCUGUACAAGAACCUAGCGAUGAGGGCAUUGUUAUAAGCGCCAAUGAAGAUGACCUUGUUACAUUAAAUAAGAAACAAGACUUUUCCUCCAAUACACUUGGUCGUCAAAGAAGAGCAAAUGGGUCAGUGGCACCUUCUGAAAAGAGUCACAACUUGAUUGAAAUUGCUGCAGAUGCACCAUUGCGAAAGACAGGUGGUUAUUUUGCAGCACCUGCCCAGCCAGAUCCAGAUGAUCAGUUUAUUAUACCUCCUGAACUUGAGGAGGAAGUUAAGGAGAUUAUGAAGCAACAUCAGGAGCAGCAGCAGCUGCAGCUUCAGCAACACAGGCAGUAUCAAAUGGACCAGUUACCAGACUACUAUGACACACCACUAUGACACUUUCAUUCCUCAUUGAAAACGUUUUAAUUGGACUCCUUGAGCUUCCCUUGCUGUCCCAGUGAUCUGGGGGAAAAAGCAGAUUUUUAGGUACUACUUAUUUUCCUCCAAGCAUCUUUGCCCAACUUUCUUUUAAACCUUAGUAACCACCCAAUUCUCACUCCUCCACCAUUUCAUCACGUACUUACAGUGCACCCCUUUUCUUUAUACUAACCACCAGCUUUCCUCUCCAGACGCUUUAACAACCAUCUUUUAAUCACGGUUUUCCACAACAUAUCAUGUUUAAGGAAAUUAGUUUGAAGAUGAUGAUUUUGAUGAAAAAAAUUUAAUAUAUUGCAGAGAAACAAAUAAUACAGAUUUGUAAUAUUUUUAAUAAAAGAAUUAGUUUUGUUUAUUUCAAAAGAAAAAAAGAAAAAAACAAGACUUAUAACACAAAUUUCCUUUUGGAAGUGAAGAUAUGAACUGACUGCUGUUGGGAUGAGAGGGACCGUGGGAAGUGCUAGACGUUUGUAGAUCAAUAUGACUUUAACUCUUAGGAGUUGCUUACUCUUUCCGGUGACCUUAAAUCACGGAGUUUCACUAAUUUUCUCUGAGAGAACAGUUGAUUAGGAAAUUGGCUUUUUCAGUGCUGGAAGAACCUGUCCGGUAAAACAUGGCAGCUUCUCCUAGUAGUUGAAGGGUCAGUGUAUAUAGCGUAUGUAUUGUAUAGUAUUCAUAAUGAUACACCGUGUGGUGCCGCAGCCAUCAGAAGGGUGUUUUUGCUAGAUUUCUGCACCAGGAGUAUCUUUCUCAGCUGAUGUGUGCAUUAUUGGGGAAAUUAAUAUAUUUUUUAGCUUUGAGAAGACACAACCAGCAUAAAAUUGCUACAAAUUGAAGGUGUUUUUAUAUCGAUCAAGCUCACAGUUCAGUUUAGUGGCUGUGGGGAAAAAUAAUGUGAUUUCUUUUUUUUUCUGGAGAAAAAAAAUAAAAUGAACAAUAUCCGCCAGACCAUAUUUUCCCUCCUGUGUUCUGUAUUGCUGCAACCACAAUCCAGCAUGAUUGUACAAAGCUCAUGUAGAUUCAGCUUACCAAGAGUUAUAUCAAUGCUGAAUGCACAAAUGCAAAUGUCAUCAUUUUUGGUAUAAUAAACAUCAGACUUUGCAAGUAA
This is a messenger RNA of Bufo gargarizans (Asiatic toad), 5850 nucleotides long. RefSeq names its product PH domain and leucine rich repeat protein phosphatase 1 (gene PHLPP1). The coding region runs from base 192 to 4703 and encodes 1503 amino acids. The transcript has 17 exons. Gene Ontology annotation, molecular function: protein binding. NCBI's taxonomy places the organism in Eukaryota, Metazoa, Chordata, Amphibia, Anura, Bufonidae. The record is from RefSeq and is a predicted model, not a curated record.